AGUGCUGUUGCUUGGAAAAAAGUUAAUGUAUUAAAAUUUUGAAAAUAGCGUAAAACAUAGUAUUUAAGCUUUAUUUAUGAUAAAAUGGGUGAAAACUCUAGUGCCUCAGCAUCAAACGAUGAAUAUGAAUUGAAAGAAAUUCGGAAUUUGUUAUGGGGUUCAAUUAAAGAAGAUGUUUUUAGACGAUGGUCCCAAGGUUUUGAAUUCUCUGAUGUUGAACCAUCAGCUUUAGUGCAAAAACAAGGUGGUCCAUGCGCUGUGAUAGCUCCUGUUCAAGCUUUUCUUUUAAAAAUUCUUCUAAUGGAAACUCCGGGUCAUAACUUGAAAGAUCUAACUAAUGAAAAAUGUAACCGAUUGUUAAUACAAGCUUUGUGUAAUAUAUUAAUGAAAUGCAAAGUAAAUAAAUAUCGAAUCGUAUAUUUGCCAGAUAUAAGUACAGAAGCCAAAGAAUCCAGUUCUGCUCCAAGUCCUGCGGCAGACGCUGAGGGCAAUAUUCAUAAUUCUGUGGAAUCUAACGAAGAACAUAUUGAACAAAUGGUAGCUAAAGAGCGACCAGAAUGGACGUCUGAUGAAUUUCAUGACCGAUUAUCAGUUAUUCACUUAGAAACAAUUGAUGAUGUUGAAAAAUAUUACACCGAUAAUUUUUACGUACUGACGGGGAAAUAUGGUGUACUAUUGUUUAUGUAUUCUGUCAUUUUAACUAAAGGUGUUGAAAACGUUCAAACAGAGCUAUCUGAUACAUCAGAGCCAUUAAUUCAUAAUACAUAUGGGUACGGUUCACAGGGUCUAAUCAACUUAAUGUUAACUGGUCGAGCUGUAUCAUACGUAUGGGAUAAUGACCAAGAUGUUGGUGGUCUAAAGCUUCGUGGAAUAAAUCAGCAAUCGGAUAUUGGAUUUAUUACAUUAAUGGAACAAAUGCGUUAUUGCACUGUAGGUUCAUUUUAUAAAAAUCCUAAGAAUCCUGUAUGGAUUAUGGGUUCAGACACACAUUUAACAGUUUUAUUCAGUAAUGAAAAGAGGCUGGUUUCACCAGAAACACCAAGUGAAAUUGCUCGUCGUGUUUUCAAAUCCUACGAUCCAGAUUGCAACAAUUUCAUACCUACUCCCGUUUUGCAAGAUGUGCUUUGUACAUUGCAUUUAGUCAGUGACCCAGAAUAUGUUGCUAUUAUGCAAAAGAAGUUAGAUCCAGAAAAUUUGGGAAUUAUUUUACUCAAUGCAUUUAUGGAUGAAUUUUUUCCGGAAGAUCAACGUUCAAUGCCUGACACAUUUGAUUUAAUGCAUUAUAAUGGAAUACCAGGAUCCAAUUUCGGAAAUAAGGUCAAAUACAACAAAGGUACAGCAAUUUUAUUGGAGAGUGAUUUAAAAUUAAUGUGUAGCAUUUCUAAUAACAUGUUGACAUGUUUACAAACAAAAUGGCCAAACAUCGAAGUAAAUUGGAAUGAAUCACGGAUACCAUCAUUGAAUUGACACAGAAAAAUAGUAACGUAUGUGAAAAACACUUUUUAAAUAGAAUUAAUUUAAAGAAAAAAUAAACAUUCAAAUAAAGUAAUAAAUUUAACAAAAUUAAUGAAAUACAAGAAUCUAAUAAUGACAAAUGCUAGUAUAAAAAUAGAAAGGUGUUUCCUUGUUAUGUCUUAAUUCCAAAACUAAUAAAAAUUUAAAGCAUUUAAUUUAGCUCACACGGUCUGUAAUAAAUUGAUGUAGAAAUUAAAGAACUACAGUUUUAUAUUUUACCUACAGCUUGUUGAUUCAUUUUACAUUAUCAACCAUCCUAGUUAUGUUGUAUAAACAUAUUUGAGAAAAUUUUGUGAUUUAGAUGAAGCAAGGAAACUCCAAUUAAAAAAAAAACAACAAAAUAAUUUAAUAAAAAUUUUAGUGAUUGUUU
Messenger RNA from Condylostylus longicornis, 1885 nucleotides. RefSeq names its product ubiquitin carboxyl-terminal hydrolase MINDY-3 homolog. The record is from RefSeq and is a predicted model, not a curated record. Gene Ontology annotation, biological process: protein K48-linked deubiquitination. Bases 85 to 1467 code for a protein of 460 amino acids. Gene Ontology annotation, molecular function: K48-linked deubiquitinase activity; cysteine-type deubiquitinase activity. NCBI's taxonomy places the organism in Eukaryota, Metazoa, Arthropoda, Insecta, Diptera, Dolichopodidae. The transcript has 9 exons.